This is a messenger RNA of Lactuca sativa (garden lettuce), 1468 nucleotides long. Its product is annotated as myb-related protein 1. Gene Ontology annotation, molecular function: DNA binding; DNA-binding transcription factor activity. NCBI's taxonomy places the organism in Eukaryota, Viridiplantae, Streptophyta, Magnoliopsida, Asterales, Asteraceae. The record is from RefSeq and is a predicted model, not a curated record.
UUUAUAAGGCCAGGCUGAGCAAACCACCAGUAUGUGAGGAUAAUAAGAUAUAGAUAAGAGUUAUAGUAUCAAGACGCAUAUUUGAAAAUACAGAAGAAUCAAGUUUCAUAAUCUCAAGGGUAAGAAGAUCAAGACUUCAGGAGACAAUAAAGUAUGCAGAUGUAUCAUCACCAUCAUCAAGGAAAGGACAUACAGUCUUCAUCAAGAAUGUCAAUUACACCAGAUAGACAUUUGUUUCUGCAAGGUGGAGGCGAUUCAGGACUUGUUUUAUCAACAGAUGCUAAACCUCGACUCAAAUGGACACCAGACCUCCAUGAACGCUUCAUAGAAGCAGUCAACCAGCUUGGAGGAGCAGAUAAGGCUACUCCAAAAUCGGUUUUGAAGUUAAUGGGAAUUCAAGGGCUUACUCUAUACCACUUAAAGAGUCAUCUCCAGAAGUACAGACUCAGUAAGAAUCUAUAUCGCCAAACUAAUAGUGGUGGAACAAAUAAAGUUGAUAUGGUUGCACCAACAGGAGAUGACAUUGGUGAAACGAAUGGAAGCCACAUGAGCAGUUCAAGUGUUUUCCCUCAAACAAACAAAAAUUUGCAGAUAAGUGAAGCAAUACAGAUGCAAAUUGAAGUUCAAAGAAGGCUACAUGAGCAACUUGAGGUACAGAGACACUUACAGCUUCGAAUCGAAGCACAAGGGAAAUACUUACAAUCAGUUCUUGAAAAAGCACAAGAGACCCUUGGAAGCCAAAACUUAGGCACAGUUGGACUAGAGGCUGCAAAAGUUCAACUAUCAGAAUUGGUCUCAAAAGUAUCCACUCACUGCUUAAAUUCUACAUUUCCGGGUAUUAAAGAUGUCUCAAUACAGACAAACCAGCCAACAGAUUGUUCGAUUGACAGUUGCUUGACUUACUGUGAAGGACAACAAAAUGAACAAGAUAUGAUGGGGUUGACUCUUUUGAAGUCAAAGAAGGUUGACAAUGAGCCAGAAAAUGUAUGGUGUGAAGAUACGAAUAGAAACAAGAAGUUCGAUCUGUCGAUGAGUGUUGGAGGACUCAAAACCAGUGAAUGGAACACUAGUAGAAGCUACACUGAGGAAAGAUUUAUGGAUAGAGACGAGGAAGCCAUUUUAAUGAAUCAAAACAAUCAAAAGAAGACACACUCGGUGAAACUGGAGAAGGUUGAGAUGUCACAAAAGUUUCAGUUGCCUUAUUUUGGACAAAAACUUGACCUUAAUGUCCAUGAUGGGAAUGAUGCUGCUUCAAGUCACAAGCAGUUCGAUUUGAACGGACUUAGUUGGUAAUAAAAAGGUUUAACUUUAAGUGCAGAGCAGAAUCAUCUUUUAUCAUUAAUGACUUGGAUAAGAAGUUUGAACCAGUGAUUCAAGAUCUUUUAUUGCAUUUUCAGAAUUUUUGUAGUAUAUAUAGUUGGAGAAAGAUGAGAUAUUUCAAUCAAUGAAUAAUGAUGAUUCAGUUUUA